This is a messenger RNA of Sitophilus oryzae (rice weevil), 3247 nucleotides long. RefSeq names its product Krueppel-like factor 10 (gene cbt). Gene Ontology annotation, molecular function: RNA polymerase II cis-regulatory region sequence-specific DNA binding; DNA-binding transcription factor activity, RNA polymerase II-specific. Bases 159 to 1250 code for a protein of 363 amino acids. Gene Ontology annotation, biological process: regulation of transcription by RNA polymerase II. The transcript has 2 exons. The record is from RefSeq and is a predicted model, not a curated record. Lineage: Eukaryota; Metazoa; Arthropoda; Insecta; Coleoptera; Curculionidae.
UGCCUGGCCGCCGAACAAUAAUACGGAGCUUCAAAAUAAAGAAUUCAUUCGUGAUCUGGCUAGCUCUUUAGUCGGGAAUAGUAGAAAAUAGGAAGUGAAUGUGAAUUUAUUGAGAGAAAACUUUAAUUUUUUGUGCGAUUUAAGUGUAGAGAAGAAAAAUGGAAGUGAAAGAAGCUCUUCAUUUGGUACUUUCACCACCUUCAACGCCACCCUUAAAAAUUGUUUCAUCCGAUGAUGAGUCCAUCCAGACGUCAACCAUCGACCAUUUACGUCAGUUUCUGGGCCAAAAGCGACCCGCCUCCACUGCGUUUCCCCCAACGCCUCAACCUUCCGAUUCGGAAAGCGAAGAACACGACUUUCCCCUCAAAAAACGCCAUAUCAGGAACGACCAUGAAUUCGCCAGGUUCGUGCAAGCCACCGUCACACCUCCUCCACAAAUAAGCACCCCACCACCCGAAACAACACCUGUACCACAGAUACUCAUCACCAACGAAGUAGGCGAACCACGUGGCGUAGUGACCCCACCUCCAGAACCAGUUGCUCAAAUCAACAAGCGAGCAACGCCUCAAAGGACUGUAUCCGUUAUCACUAGAGCAAAUCAGGAUGGUUCUUGCACUUCCUUACCACUUCCCAAGUGGCCUGGUGAGGAAGUUAACGUCUUGAAGAGUAUCAAGUUCAAGAUGGGUAUCAGAAAAGAACAAGUCAAGGCCAGCGAAAAGGUUACCAGCAGAGAAGAGAAGACAAUUCAGAAGAUCCCAGCUGUACCAGUCCUCCCGACCUUGGCACCGAAAGUACUUACCACCAAUCAACCACAAACCUUUUUCUUAUCACGUGACGGUACCAUGGUUCCUACCCAGUUAGUUCUACUCGCACCGCCCCCUCCACAACCCCAAAGAAGACGCAUCUACGAGUGCACUUAUGAAGGUUGUGGCAAAAAUUACUUUAAAUCGUCGCAUUUGAAGGCGCACAAUAGAACGCACACAGGGGAAAAGCCGUUUGUUUGCCAAUGGGAGGAUUGCGGUCGGCGAUUUUCGCGGUCCGACGAAUUGUCGCGACACAAGCGCACUCACACGGGCGAGAAGAAGUUCAAAUGUGACGUGUGUCAAAGGAGGUUUAUGAGGUCCGAUCAUUUGGCGAAGCACGUUAAAAGGCACGCCAAGGACAGGAUAGGGGCAGGGGCUAAAAUAGGGAUCGUUCCGAUUUUGAGGAAGAUCCAACCAGCUCCCUCUACGGGAAUUGUCACGUUUUAAAACCAAGAAUGCUUGAUAGUGUAUAAAAAGAUAAAUACUUGAACUUCUCCGAGUACAAAGUAAGGAAUAUGUCAGUGGUUUAUAAAAAGAAUUUGAGAAGGGUAAAGGUCUAAAUUUUUGUGCAGGUAUAGGUUACUUCAUAAUCAUUUAUCAUUAGUAUACAGGGUGUUAAGGAUAUGCUAAAAUUUAAAGGGUUGAUUCUUGGAUUUAUUUUCAGAAAAAAACUGCAUAAUGUAGGCCCAUUUCUGAAAAAAAAACUUGCAAGAUUUGAUAUGUCUUAUAAUGCAUAAAAACUAAUUAUUUGAAGUACAAAAAAAAUGUUUGUUGUAUCUUAAAUUUCAUCCAGAAACUAUUUCCAAACAAUCACCGCAUCAGAUUUUUAGCGAUUUGACCCUGAAGUAAAAUUAAUUUAAUUUUUUAAAGCAAAAACGACGCAUAGUUUUUGUCAGGGAAUGAAAAUUUGAUUAGUUUUUUUGAAAUGAAUGGAGAUUUUGAAAUUAAUGUUUAUUUUAAUGUAAGACACUGGAUGCCACUGAUUAAAAUAAAUAAAAUUGUACAUCAAAAAUAAGAUAUAUUAUACAAGACGAGUCUUAAAUAAGUGCAAAUAUUUUCAGGGCUGGUAGAUCCCGAUAAAAAAAACAAGGGUUCUCUUUACCGUUUCUCAAGUAAGUCCAAAAUAACCGAGUUAUUUUACUUUGAAAAUAAAAAAAAUGUUUUUUGGCUUAAAUUUGGAGAACCACUUGAUCUUUUCUGGGUUUUUUUUCUUAUAAAUUUAAUUUAUUUGCCAUAUUAUCAAGAAAUUAUAUUUUUUUGACAAAAAAUUAAAAUAAAAAAAUUCUAGUGAUUUUUUCAAAAAAUUAUUUUGAAAAUGCCCCGUUUUUUAAAAAAAAUUCAAUAUUUUUCGAUUUUUUGCGAAAAAAACUGUUUCUGCGGUCGAAAUAUACUAUCCCUAAAAAUAUUUGCGCUUAUUUAACACUCGCCCUGUAUAAUAAAAACACAGUAAUUAGAAAAAAAGUGUUUUAGAAAAUUUUACUUCUAAACAUUUUUAUACUGCAAAUUUUACUUCUACAAAGUGGUAAAAAUGAAUUCAAAAAUCAUCUCCUUACAUAUAUAGACACGUCAUUAAGGAACACCCUGUAUUUGUUAAGUAAACCGUAGUCAACUUUGCAAUCAAUUUAUAUUCUACAUAUUUACACGCUUUAAAGAACCUGUUUAGAUUUAAAAAAUAAAAACCCUUCUAUAGUCUGUCUUAACGAGUCAAGGAAGAUUUCGACAGACAAUAUCCAAAGAAUGACAGAUAUUACAAUUUACCGGUGAAUUAAAAUGACAGACACAACUGUCAUGAAUCCUCUCGUUGGGCAGACUAUACUAGACCUCUGCCAUUGACAAUUUCAAAUUGUUUAAAGAAAAAAAACGAAUCACUCGUAUUAUUACAAUUAGGCUAAGAAAUAAUACAAAUAGUUAAGGCACCGUUACUGACCUAGCUUUAAUUUUGAUUAUACUACCGUGAAAAAUAAGAUGCUCAAAAAAUGUUAAAAACGCGCCUACCUAAUGGGUACCUAAUUAAAAAAUAAUUUUAUUAUGUUUUAAAGUGAUAUAUAUAUAUAUCAGCAUUAUUAUUUUGUCACUGUAGUAUAAUAUGUUUCAUUUCUUUUUGACUGAUUUUUUAUUUUCUUAAUGUUAAAAAUUCUUCGUUUUCUUUGUGGGGCACAUUCCAAUUUGUAUAUAGUGUUGUUUAAAGUUUACUUUUUUGUAUUUACUUUGUAGAGAAAAUGAUCUACCGAAAGUAUGCGUAUAGGUUGUUUUUGUAUUUGAAUGAAUAUCGAAAUUUGUUAAGAUGUGGAUCGAAUUUUUUUGGAAUGUAACUAGUAUAAAAGAUAUUAUCUAUCUGUGAUGUUAAUGUGGUUAUUUAUUUUUGAAUUUUGUAAUAUAUUUGUAUAUAAAAAAUGCAAUCGAAAAAAGAUAUUUAAUAAACAAGAGGUAUAUCGUUUUGAAUA